CCUGCGCCCGCGGGUUCUGCCCGUUUUACGAAGCCGCCGUCGACGCGAUACCGUCGUUCAUAGCUCGAAAGCAUCCAACGGAUCUAGCGUCCUGCGAUUACCCCUCAGUAAGUCACAGCGACUUCGUCGUGCUCAAAUCAGUUAUCGCAAGAGCCACGGCAUACGGACAUUCCCUCCGUUUUGUAUUACACAUACACACACGCAGAGUAUAGAGAUAGACAAACACCUACGCGUAGGAAGACAAACGUUACACGCAAACACGCAUACGUGUGUCUGUAUCGACGAGCACGUUGUCUACGGGAGAAGAUAUUCCGAAUCUGCGGGUGAAAUUCGCGGAAAUACGCCGAGAGAUUGAUAAAAAUUUGAAGAAGACCUGGAGUAAAAUUGAACCUUUUUUUUUGAUACAGAUUAACAUACGAGAAAUACGAUUCCUAUUUUGAUAGAAAUUAGCGAUAGAUAGCAACGUGUUAAUAAGCAUGGAGCUCCAAGAAUCUUCGGAAGUUCCGUGUGUGGUUGAAUUGAACGUCGGUGGAGUAUUUUACACAACGGCUUUAUCGACAUUAACUACGGAAUCGGAGUCUCACCUGGCGGGGAUAUUCACGGGUCAAACUCCCGUUGAAAAGGACGCGAAAGGGAAAUAUUUCCUGGACAGAGACGGGGUACUGUUUCGUUACGUUUUAGAUUUUCUGAGGAACAAAUCUCUGGUGUUACCCGAGGGAUUUCGAGAGCGUGAAAGACUGCGUCAGGAAGCAAAGUUCUACGGACUUCCAGGACUGGAAAAGGUGAUACUGGAACGGAGCGAUUCCGUUAUACCAGGAAAACGAUCACCCGGCUACAUCACGGUUGGAUACCGCGGAAGUUUUGCCUUCGGUCGGGACGGUUUGGCCGAUGUGAAAUUUCGCAAAUUGUCGAGAAUUUUGGUCUGCGGACGGGUAGCUCUUUGCAGAGAUGUUUUUGGCGAGACGUUGAACGAGAGCAGAGAUCCGGAUCACGGUAUGUCCGAUCGUUACACGUCCAGAUUUUUUCUAAAACAUAAUUUCAUCGAACAAGCAUUCGAUAUGCUGCAGGAACAGGGUUUCAAACUAGCAGGAAGUUGCGGUUCCGGGACCGCCGGCGGUAGUGCUGAACAAUUAAAGCCGGGUGUUGAUUCAGAAGAAAACCGCUGGAAUCAUUACAACGAGUUUGUUUUUGUGCGCGAAUAAUUAAACCAUAAUUCGUGAUAAAGUAAAUUAAUAUCAUCCAUGAAUCGUCAUUAAAAACAAAAAUACACAGCAUCCAAAAUACGUACGCAAAAUAAUGCAGAUUUAAUCGGUAAACGGACUGUGUAAAACUAGAUGAUAAAAAUAAACGAGGAGGAAAAACGGUGGGAAGAAAAUAAUGGGAAUCACAAUCGAAGGAGAAAGAUAAAGGGUAAAAAGAGUGCGGUAUAUUCAGGGAGAAGAAGAGAAAGUCGAGCAGAUCGAAAGGAAAGAUUGAAAUAAAGGAGAUCGUCGCGCUGAUCUUGUUCAGAUUUAUGGUAGAAUUGUUGCCACAUUUAAAGAGCGAUAAGAUCGUAUUGUUAAUCCGGUAAAAUCGCUUCUUUUUCAGGAAGCUCUCCCGCACGGUUUUCUUAUCGUUAUUUUCCCCGGACCAAAACCUAACAGAAGAUUUAAUCGUCCGAUUUUAUUCUCUCAAAUACUUUUACUCGACCCCAAACGACACGGCGAAAGGAUCGGGGAUCUACUAAACGAUUAACUUUUGUCCGAUUUCUGGUCAUCAAUUUUUUCCAUCAUAUUAUAUAUCUGUACGUUAUGAAAAUCGGCUUGAAAUUCGAACAAUGAUGACCCGGAAAUAAUCGCGAAAGAAUUAUUACAAUAAACUAGACAAGAAAGAAAGAGACAAUCUCCGAUAACUCGACGUAAAAAUGAAUACAAGAAUUUUAAUAUAAUUAUCACCCAUCUCAUUUACCGUAGCUGAUAUAAAUAUAAAUAUAUUUAAAUAAAAAACUACUUCAUCCAGCUUAUAUUAUAAUUAAAGGAGAGCUGAAGAAUAAUCAAAGUAACAAAAAAAAAAAAAAAAAGAUGAGAAGAAGAAGAAGAAGGAUAAUAAUUUCGUGGAUCUCAAUACAGUGAAUAACGAUAUUAUUUGGAAAAGAAAAUUUGAAACAAUAUAGGUGCUGGAUAUUGCGAAAAAAAAAGAUACAAUUAUUAUUAAGCGAAUAAAAUAAAAGAUUAAUAUAAAAAAAUAACUAAUGACGAUAACGAUAAAGAUAAUAAAUAAUAAUUAAAGUUAGUAGGCAUAAUUAACGUAGAUAAAAGAAUCGUCAUAUGAAUAAAAAAACACCUGACAUUGAUGUAACCAUUGAUAAGAUGAAAUUAAAAUCAUAAGUUAAAAAGUAGAAGAGAUGAACUAAAAAAUGAACAAUAAACGAUCGAGUGGAGUGGCCACGAAAUAAUUAGCAACAGCUACGUAUAAUAAUACGAGAAACAAUUUGCUUUCAAAAUCUGCUUCGAAUUCGCGGGGCAAACAGAAUUCAAUGUUCAAAUAGUAUCCGUACACAUAGAGUUAGAGUAUGAUUCUAUGGAUAAAACCUGAGAGCAUCACACCUCUGAGUUGGAAAAAAUAAACGAACUAGCCAAGUGAAAAAAGGGGGAAAAAAAUUAGGCAUUGUUCAAUUCGGACCAAUAAUCGCGUACGAUAUUCAUAAUUUUCUAGUUGCGAACUCUGAGGUGAUACGAAUAAAAUUCUUCCUGCGAUCAAUCCGUUCUCGAAGAUUUAAAAUAAUCCACUUUCAUUCCAAUAGUAUACGAAUACAAUCGGAGAGAAUUACCGAGGAUGAAAAAAUCAUUUUCUCCGUUCAGAUCGAACGCGACCUAAUAUACGAUAUAGAUGUGAAAUACAGAUGUACGCGUAUAAUAUAAUCAACAAGUAGUGCAGAGUUAUAUACGUACAUAUAUACGUGUUAUGUAUAGGCAUGAUUUAUAUCAAUUGGCGCAACAGAAUUCCUGACCCUCCUGAAAAUGCGUAUCUACCUAUACACCACGAAUGUGACCUAAUUUUCUCAAUCACAAAUCGCUGCGAAUCCGAAAUAAAUUCAACGCAGACGCGAAGAAAUACCAAUUGGGCUUAUCUCGUUGAAAUUAUGUACCUUAUCAUCAUCGUUGGAUUUCACGAAUUUCAAUUUUUAAUUACAAAAUUCAACGGUGCACUAGUUAAAAAAAAUCAAAUAGAGGAAAAAUGAACCAAAAAAAAAAAAAAAUAAACUCAAUUAAGAAAUGAAGAAAAUGAAACUUGAAAAACUUUAAUCAACUUUUCUUCCUUCGCGAAGUUCGUCUUUUCGUUUCUCGAGGCGGGCGUCGGGAUUCCAUUUUGAUAUUGGAAUAGUUUCUGGGUCAAGUAGAACUGCCAUUUUUUUUUUUUUUUUUCUUUUUUCACCUAUAUCCGCAUAUAUAUUAGAUAUUAUUAUUAUUAUUAUUAUCAUAAGUAUACGCCCCGAAAGGCGACAUGUAAAGUAAAUCGUGGUACAUUUCGCGAUAGUAUCAAAUUUCUUUCCAUCAACUCUGUAGUGAAAAAUUAUUAUUUUUCUUUCCGGUGCCAUUAAUUACGCUGGGAUCAAGAACACGACGUCUCGUUAUACCUCAUACUUGUUACAAUCGGAGACCAGGCUUUUUUUUUGUUGAUCAUAUUAGAAGGAAAAGAAGAAUUGACGGAAAAUAAAUUCGUGUACGAAGGUGCAGAGAAAAUGGACUUGCAGGCAAAACUUUAAUUUCUCUCCCUUCUAUUGAUAUAUUAUUAUAUGUAUAUGUACCUGUGUGGGUAUAUAAUUAUGAAUUGUAUUCAAAAGAUGUAUAAAUAUUAUACAAUUCGUUAAUUUAAUCGAAGACACACAGGCGAAAGAGGUAUAAUUAUAUAGUAUAUGUAUAUGUUUGAGAAAAAAUAAUUAUCCAGAGAAAUAUUCAUGUAAAUAUAAGUUUGAAAAUAAAUAUAUUAUAUAUAUAUAUAUAUAUAUGAAGUAAAAUAAAAAGAAAAACUCUGAGAAUGAAAAGAAGUGAAGGGGAAGAUAUGAAGUAAAUUUGCUUGAUAAACUAUAUGGAUAAUUGUUAGGAUUAUAAAUCAUCAUCUCAUUAUAUUAUAUAUUAGAUAUAAAAAAUAGAUAUAUACACACGAAUUUUUCCGUCAAACGGAAAACUAGAACCAUGUUGUAAUAUUGAAAUCAUUUUGACAAAAGAAGAGGACAUGGAGCUUCCAGUUAAUUGAACAAAUAAUGAUACCAAUAUUAAUAGUAUACUGAGGUUAAUGUAACGAUCUCGUAAUUUAUUUAUAAAAGAAAAGACAUUAGGUCGAUAGUGUAUACAUAUUAUAUAUUCUACGAGCGAGCCCGAGUAUUGUGUUAAAAAAAAAAUUCGAAAAACUAAAGAGAAAAAAAUAAAUGAAAAACUCUCCCCAUGAAGUAUAAAAAUCAGAUCCCAUAUUCGAUGAAUAUAUAACACGAUAUCGAUUGCAAAAAAGAUAAGUAACGUAUCACCUUUUUUUUGUUUGCAGUCUUUUUAUAUGAAUUCAGAAAUAAAUUUUGAAUCAUUGCACUAGUUUUUUCUCUGUCUUUAAGAAUAGGAAGAACAUGUAAUCCCUCUUAAUAUUUGAAACUGAAAAUAUGUAUAAAGACCAUUAUGAUAUCUACAUAGCGGGGGGAUGAAAAAAAAUCGAACCACAUCAUUUUAAUAAUAAUAUUGAACAUACGAACCAAUUCACGUAUAAUAUAAUAUAAGAUACAAAGAGAGGAAGAAAGUUGAGCAAAAAAAAAAAAAAAGAUCAGAAAAAUGAGACGGGUAAAAAAUUUUACGACUACAUGAAUGUUAUAACAAGAUACCGUAAGAUAAUCAUUAAAAAUUUAAGAUGUAAACACCACUAACAAUAAAAUAUAUAGAUUUAAAAAGA
Athalia rosae (coleseed sawfly) is the source of this 4914-nucleotide messenger RNA. RefSeq names its product BTB/POZ domain-containing protein KCTD16 (gene Ktl). The record is from RefSeq and is a predicted model, not a curated record. NCBI's taxonomy places the organism in Eukaryota, Metazoa, Arthropoda, Insecta, Hymenoptera, Athaliidae. Gene Ontology annotation, molecular function: protein binding. The transcript has a single exon. The coding region runs from base 477 to 1202 and encodes 241 amino acids. Gene Ontology annotation, biological process: protein homooligomerization.